Drosophila ananassae is the source of this 1045-nucleotide messenger RNA. RefSeq names its product low choriolytic enzyme. The record is from RefSeq and is a predicted model, not a curated record. Gene Ontology annotation, biological process: proteolysis. NCBI's taxonomy places the organism in Eukaryota, Metazoa, Arthropoda, Insecta, Diptera, Drosophilidae. Gene Ontology annotation, molecular function: zinc ion binding; metalloendopeptidase activity. The transcript has a single exon. The coding region runs from base 44 to 796 and encodes 250 amino acids.
AUAAAAGCAAACUGGCAUUUCAGUGUGGGCCAUUCGAACCGAAAUGUUCCUUCAGCUGGUGGGUCUUCUAUUUCUGGUGGUUUUGGGUGGUGGCUCUGCGGUCUCCGAGGGCAUCGAGUCCUACGAGAACUACUACAACGAAAUCCACGUGGACGACGACGAAGCGGAAGCCAAGACCCGCAAUGCCCUGACAUCUCCUCUCCAGCGGUGGCCGGGCAACAAGAUAUACUACAGGAUAUCCACGGACUACAGCGAGCAGGAAGUGGCCAAUGUCCGGACUGCCAUGUCCAGUUUCGGAGAACAAACCUGUGUGCAGUUCGAAGAAGUCGAGGGCUCUGCUCCGGGGGGCAAACGGUAUGUGUACUUCAAGAAGUCUCCCAACAUGUGUGGCACCCGGGUAGGCUACCAGCCACUGUCCUUCGGGCCCCACGAUGUCCUGCUCAAUGAACGAUGCCUAACCAUGCCGGCGGUGAUCCAGCACGAAACCCUCCAUCUGCUGGGACUCUUCCACGAGCAAAGCCGUCCCGAUCGCGAUGAGUAUGUUCAGAUUGACUACGACAACAUUCCCAGGAAGUACUGGUCUCAGUUCAUGACCAUGGAUCAGACCACCACUUACAACGUGCCCUAUGACUACGAGAGCGUUAUGCACUACGCGAAAAAUGCCUUCGCCAAGGAUCCGUCAAAGCCCACGAUCCGCGCCCUGGUGGAGGGCAAGGCGGUGGAAAGGGACAUGGGCCAGGUGCGAGGACCCUCAGAAGGCGAUUGGACCAAGAUUCGUAUUAUGUACAAGUGUUAGACGAGUACUAGAAGGAAAAAUAUCAAAAGGACAUGGAAUGAAACCGACCGAAUGAAAUAGUUAUCUAUUACAAAGAAACAGAGGAUGAGCUAAUAUCCAAUUUGAAAUUAUCAAAGUUUGAAAAGAAGAAUGCCUGAAUUGUCGGAAUGUAUUGUAGAAACUAAAUUUAAAUACCAAUUUCGCGGCAGAAAUAAAACUGAUAACUAACUUUUAUUUGAAAGACUAUAAAAGCAAACUCGCAUUUUAGUG